ACGGGUCAGGCUGCCGCCUAAGAAGUUCUUAUACGCAUUUCCCCUAGCAAGGGGACCUUUCUGCAAGCUGAAGUUUCAGGUCAGCAACGUCAUGGAGCGCUUCCCACUUAUUAGCUGGAUGGUGGCAGGAUUAGAGGCAGACAGAGCACCAUCCAGCAGAAGCAGCUACGAAGCGGGGGUCAGCGAAUGCGUAUGCCUAUCGGUGGUCCUUUCACCUUGCUUUCCUUUAGGGAUAUUGGGGAUAAUCGUCAUCUUUCCCAGCUUUCCCAGCUUUCCCACAGAUGGUGUGUCCGUAAUGCGGAGACUUCGCAACCAUCGUAUCAUUUACAUCAUGACCAAGAUCCGACCAAUAUGUCUCCAGUCAGUGGGAGGGCUCGGUACAGCGCCCGGCUCACCCAGCAAUACAUCAGGGUCGCUCCCGCCCCGAACAGCUCAUGUUUCCUACGCUUUGCCCCUCCGAUACGGCUCUACCCUUAUCAAAUCGCCCACCCAUAUCUCUUAUGAUCCUCCGUCCCAUUAUCGCCGUGCUAUUAUACCCAUCUUUCUUCAGUCUAGCGCUCCCUGCUAAGCUGCCUUCAUUGGCCUUUCUUUUUUUAUCUUAUCUAUCUCAAUCAACAAUGCCCCACUUCUUUCACCUUGUACUGCUACUUUCCGAACUCCUCCCCCACCCUUUUCCGUUUCUUUUCAGCUUCAAUUCUUGACAACUGUGUGCACUAGAUGGAGAACUUUAUACCCCGACUUGUUGUUUACGGUGACAGGCUUUUUGAUCUUCCUCCGUGUGUCUGUAACGACGUUCCUCUAUUUUCCACCAUCAGGUAUCAAUCAUCUUUAGCGUCUUUAAGUCUGAUUCGGAAAUGCAACCCAUGAAAUUUAUAGGAAACGGAGCGUACUUCCACUUUUCGUC
This is a messenger RNA of Aspergillus homomorphus CBS 101889, 904 nucleotides long. RefSeq lists its product as uncharacterized. Lineage: Eukaryota; Fungi; Ascomycota; Eurotiomycetes; Eurotiales; Aspergillaceae. The record is from RefSeq and is a predicted model, not a curated record. Bases 92 to 568 code for a protein of 158 amino acids. The transcript has a single exon.